This is a messenger RNA of Mesocestoides corti, 1125 nucleotides long. The record is from the annotation of a GenBank genome assembly. Lineage: Eukaryota; Metazoa; Platyhelminthes; Cestoda; Cyclophyllidea; Mesocestoididae.
AUGAAUUCCACAGCAGCAGUGAGUAACUUCACCAAAUGCCUGGACUUUGAGCUCUGGAACAAUGGUCUUAAAGUUCUCCAGCUACUCAUAGUCUACCGAGUCACUCUUACGACGUAUCUGGGUCUACCGAUUUCUCUCAUUGGCAUUGUGACCAGUGCGAUGAGUGUUAUUCUCUUCUCGAAAGAUCAUCUAACACCACCGACAACUCGUCGGCUCCUCCUGUCCAUGUCUGUGGUCGACAUAGUCUUUCCACUGGCCUCAACUCUCUACCUUCAACCAGUGAUGCUCUGCGGUAGAAAUUGUCGCUACGUUGGAAUUUUCUUCUCCGUCAGCUACCUGCUUCCCGUGAGCUCGCUUGUCAACAUCUUUGAGAUGCUUCGCAAUUGGCUGGUUGUUCUGAUUUGCGUAGAGCGCUUCAUAAUCACCUGUUAUCCCCUGAAAGCGAGGCGCUGGUUAAGUGUGGCGAAGGUGAAUGUCCUGGUUGCCGUGUGCGCCAUCUCUUCGGUGCUAUUCCGGACACCCUACAUGGCGUCGAUAGCCGUGGAGAAGUGCGGCAACGCCUACGCCAACACACUCCAUCGCCUCCGUCAGAUCCAUUCGACGACCGACGCCAUCAUGGUCACCCUUCUGCCCCUCCUUAUCCUCACUGUCUGCAGCGUGCAGAUAUGCCGGUCAAUCAGACACGCGGAGCUAACGCAUGGAAGGAUUGGACGCAAGUCAGAACCGUUGCGUAGAACACGCGGAAAAGUGACACGCGUGCUCCUCAUAGUCAUUGUCGUCUUUGCCAUUCUGAUGCUACCGCUGGUGCCGGUCAAUAUCCUCGCAUUCAAUUGGUUCCCCGAGGGGGCCGCGUGUCGCGUUUUGAUUGCCCGACAAAUCUUCUCCCCCCUCGCUGUGUUCGGUUCGCUGUUGCACUCAGCAGCCAACUUCUUCAUCUACGUUGUCUACUGGGGCAAGUACAGGCGAAUUUUGAUGGAUUUAUUCAAAGGAACCGACCGCCAGACGCGAGGCCUGAGCAGAACCUCAACACUGCACACCAAUGAUGUGAUCAGUUCAAGGUCGUUUGGUGUGCCAUUGUCCUCGAAAAUUCAUCUCAAACACAAUUUCCCUGAUUCCGUUUGUUGA